Messenger RNA from Colletotrichum gloeosporioides, 1500 nucleotides. Its product is annotated as 4-aminobutyrate aminotransferase. Gene Ontology annotation, cellular component: mitochondrion. The record is from RefSeq and is a predicted model, not a curated record. NCBI's taxonomy places the organism in Eukaryota, Fungi, Ascomycota, Sordariomycetes, Glomerellales, Glomerellaceae. Gene Ontology annotation, biological process: GABA catabolic process. Bases 1 to 1500 code for a protein of 499 amino acids. The transcript has 4 exons. Gene Ontology annotation, molecular function: pyridoxal phosphate binding.
AUGGCCAGUCUCCGACAUUCCCACCCACUUACCCUGGCAGCUGCCACACGGCGUUGCCCUCAGCAGAAAUGCAGUGUUCGCAGGUUUUCUGCCGCGGUAUUUCCUGCUGCCUUCCAAGGCGAGCCCUCUGAGCCUAGAGUUGUCACUGCCUCGGUGCCUGGACCUAAGGUGAAGGAAGGACUUGCGAAGCUGGAGCAAGUCUUUGACACUCGCAGCGCAAACACACUUGUCGACUAUGAGAAGUCCAUUGGAAACUAUCUGGUGGAUGCCGAUGGCAACCAGUUUCUAGACGUUUUCGCACAGAUCGCUUCAAUUCCUCUCGGCUACAACAACCCAGAACUCAACAAGGCGUCAACCAGCCCAGCAAUGAUCCGAGCAAUCGCCAGUAGACCUGCACUUGGAAGCUUUCCUUCAACGGACUAUGCAGAACUGCUGAAGACCGGCAUUCUGAAAGCGGGCCCCAAAGGUCUCAACCAGGUCUUUACUGCAACAACCGGCUCCGAUGCGAACGAGACAGCGUACAAGGCGGCCUGCAUCUGGAAAGGAACACAAGAGCGUGGUGGGGCCGACUUCAGUGCCGCUGAGCUGGAGUCCGUCAUGGUGAACCAAGCACCUGGCGCCAAGAAGUACUCCAUCAUGUCGUUCCAAAAGGGCUUUCACGGUCGCCUGUUUGGUAGCUUAUCAACGACGCGAAGCAAGCCCAUCCACAAGCUUGACGUACCAGCAUUCGAUUGGCCCGUUGCGCCUUUCCCUCAGUUGAAGUAUCCUUUGGACCAGUUUGCUGCAGAGAAUGCGGCUGAAGAGAAGAGAUGCCUCGAAGAAACAGAGCGUUUGCUGGAGGAGGCCAAGCAGACAGUUGCGGCAGUGGUCGUUGAGCCUGUUCAAUCAGAGGGCGGCGAUAACCAUGCUUCGCCAGCUUUCUUCCAGGGUCUCAGGGAGCUUACGAAGCGCAAGGGCGUCUUGCUGAUUGUUGAUGAGGUGCAGACUGGUGUCGGAGCGACUGGAAAAUUCUGGGCUCAUGAGCACUGGAACUUGUCUUCGCCGCCGGAUAUGGUGACCUUCUCCAAGAAGGCCCAGGCUGCAGGCUUCUACUUUGGUGAUGCUGGCUUGCGGCCGGAUAAGCCCUACCGUCAAUUCAACACUUGGAUGGGCGACCCUGUCCGAGCGCUGUUGUUCAAAGCUAUCUACGGAGAAAUCCAGAAGAAUGGCCUGGUUGAGCAUACUGCAAAGGUUGGAGGAUAUCUGUUUGGCGAAUUGGAGAAGCUGGCGAGCAAAUACCCGCAACACGUCCAGAACCUCCGUGGCAGAGACCGUGGCACCUUCAUUGCUUGGGAUGCGCCCAGGAGAGAAGAAGUGCUGGCGCUCGCCAAGGCUAGAGGUGUUAACAUGGGCGGCAGCGGUGACGCCGCCAUUCGCUUAAGGCCAAUGCUGGUGUUCCAGAAGAACCACGCUGAUAUUUUCCUUGAAGUGUUGGAGAGUGUGUGCAAGCGGCUAUCGUAG